Messenger RNA from Zingiber officinale, 2464 nucleotides. Its product is annotated as cyclic dof factor 3-like. Lineage: Eukaryota; Viridiplantae; Streptophyta; Magnoliopsida; Zingiberales; Zingiberaceae. The record is from RefSeq and is a predicted model, not a curated record. Gene Ontology annotation, molecular function: DNA binding; DNA-binding transcription factor activity. Bases 476 to 2029 code for a protein of 517 amino acids. The transcript has 2 exons. Gene Ontology annotation, biological process: regulation of DNA-templated transcription.
GUUCAACGUGGCGGGCGGUGCGGAGCUGUUGCAGGUCGCGCGAAUCCUUUGCCUUCGUCGCCUUUUUGGGAGGAGGAAGAUGACGUCACCGGAAGGGAUCGCCAGCCACGAGAAUUCGUGGUUGAGAGCGCUCCUCAGCGCCGACUCGGACGCGCACGUGGAGGGCGGUGCGCGGGGCUGUUGUAGUUCGCGCAAUUCCUUUUUUCCUGCGUUGCCUUUUUUGAGUGGAGGACGAUGACGUCAUCGGGAGGGAUCGCCGGCCACGAGAAUUCGUGGCUGAGAGCGCUCCUCAGCGCCGACUCGGAUGCGCACGUGGCGCUAGGGCACCGGUGAUAUCCGGUCGCGGGGCUGGGGGGAAAAGAGUGAGUGGGAUAAAUCGGUCUCUUUUCGUUUUCUUUUUCAGUUUCGUUUCACAGAGAGCGAGGCGGAGGCGGAGGCGGAGCUGAGGCGAUUGGAUUUGCUGUUGAAGUCUUGGAUGCAGCGAUCGGGCAGCGCAGGGGAGAUGGAGGAGGGGAGGGAUCCGGCUAUCAAGCUCUUUGGCGCCACCAUCCCGGUGGCGGCUUCCGCCGCCGCUGCGACGGCGGAGGAGGACGAGGUUUUUGAGGCGGAGGCGGAGGAAGAGGAGGAGGUCUCUGUGUAUGUGGCGGAGGGGCAGAAGGAUACAACUAAAGAAGUAACCGAUCAGGAAAGCCUUAAAGAUAAGGAAAUCAGCAAUGUUUCACCUAUUGCACCUGCUGAAGAGAAUGACAGUGCACCAAAUAGUUCUAGUUUGACUAAUAGCAAUGACGAUGAGGAAAAAAUAUCCCUUACAGCUGAAAAAGAAACAGCAAAUGCUAACUUUGAAGAUGCCGAGAAUGAGACUGAUUGCUCUGCAACCAAAAGGGUCCUCAAAAAGCCUGAUAAAAUUCUACCGUGUCCUCGAUGUAACAGUAUGGACACCAAAUUCUGCUAUUACAACAACUACAAUGUCAACCAACCUAGACACUUCUGCAAGAACUGUCAGAGAUAUUGGACUGCCGGUGGAACAAUGAGAAAUGUCCCUGUGGGUGCUGGUAGGCGCAAAAGUAAGAAUUCUUCUUCGCAAUGUCGUAAUCUAGUUGUCCCUUCCGAUGGAUUGCAGUCUGCUCAGUUGGAUACUCUUCAGCGAGCUAUCCCAUGCUUGCCUUCCAACCCUCCGCAACCUCUGGUCAGAAAUGGGACCGUCCUUAAAUUUGGACAGGAAGUUCCUCUUUGUGAAUCCAUAGCUUCGGUUCUCAAAAUCAGAGAGCAAGUUCCAAAUGCUGAUUCAGGCCCCACGUGCGGAGAAAAUAGGGAAGAACCUUCCUGUGCAUCUGCUGUUGAAGUCACCAAUGUGAAGGAAAAUAGACCUGCUAAAAGUGCAGCAGAUGUGGAACAAACUGGAACACAAAGUUUCCAUAAUGGACUCGCACCUUUGCCUCAUUUGCAGUGUUAUCCUGGAGCUCCAUGGGCUUAUCCGUGUACUCCCGUAUGGAACCCUCUUGUUCCUGUGGAUGUUGGUCGACAUUCAUCAGAAAGUUCAUGCAACAUCAAUUCAAGUUCAAUUCCUUGGAGUCCAGGAGGGAUGAUGGCAGUUCCUCCUUUUUGUGCAGGAACACUCCCUUUUCCUUUCAUGCCUGCUCCCUUUUGGGGCUUUGCUGCCUGGCCCAAUGGUGCAUGGAACCCGCCAAUGAUCCAAUCCGAGGGCUGCAUAUCUCCAUCAUCCUCUACAAGCAAUAGCGGCCAUUCUGGGGCUGUCUCUCCGACUUUGGGCAAGCAUUGCAGAGAUUCAAGUUUGCUGAGCGAGGAGAAGAUGGAGAAGUCUCUGUGGGUUCCAAAAACACUUAGAAUAGACGAUCCAAAUGAAGCUGCAAAGAGUUCUAUAUGGGCUACCCUAGGCAUCAAGCCUGAUAUGGGUAGCAUCUUCCAUUCGAAGGCUGAAAACAAGGUUCGCAAAUUUGAUGCUGAACAGGUACUACAUGCGAAUCCUGCCGCACUCUCCCGAUCGCAAUCCUUCCAAGAAACCACUUGAAGAGAACCUCUGAAGUUACAUAGUAAGUUUUUCAUUUACAAAUGCAUUGGAAGAACUGAAGACAUUGCUUGGCGAGGAUUUGGCACUGCUUUCAAAUGCUAGCAAGGAAGCAGGAUCAUGAGACCUGAGACACUGACAAUAGAAUUUGCCUCGGCUACUAGUGAAAUUAGCUGGCACAAUCAUGAGGCUUGUCGAAAUCUCUAUAUUGCUCAAGGACGAACUCCUGCUGUAAAUACGAUAUUAAAGUAUUUAUAAUCUCCUGUAUCACAGGUGUCGCCAACCAUGACAAGAAGAUUGAGCCUAUAACUGUAGAAAUAAACCUUAUCUGGGCAGUGAAAGUUGUAGAUGUUUAAAUUACUUGUUUGUAAGCUCAGAGAGGGAAUUUUACUUGUUUGUUUUGUGAAUAUAAGCAAUGACCUUGAGUUCAGAUGCGUA